AUGUCGAUGUCCGCCAAGUCCCUGUCGUCGUCGUCGUCGUCGUCGUCGUCGUCGGUGCUGGCCGAGCACCGGUCGAAGGUGGGUCCGGUGUCGACGGUCGGCAAGAAGUACGCGUACUGUGGUUUACCGUACGCGACCCCUCAACAAUCAGCCUCGGUGCAGCGGCGGAAUGCCCGCGAACGCAACCGCGUCAAGCAGGUAAACAAUGGGUUCGCCAACCUGCGCCAGCACAUCCCCUCAACCGUGGUAACGGCGCUGAGCAAUGGGACACGGGGUGCCAACAAGAAGCUCAGCAAGGUCGACACGCUCCGGCUGGCGGUCCAGUACAUCCGCAGCCUGAAGCGCAUGCUGGACGAGACGAACGUCGGUGAGAUGGGCCUGACAGUGGCACCCAGCGGUACUACCAAGCAGAAGCAGCAACAACCCGCGACCAGCAGCAGCACGCAGCUCUCGAACAGUUCGGUCUGCUCGGCGUCGUCCGGUUCCACCUACUACGGUACGAUGUCGGAACCGUCGAUCGCGUCCUCCCCGGCACCGUCGCACAUGUCCGACGGUUCGUCGCACGGUGGUGACAGCGUCACCCCGCACGGUUGCUUCACCCAGAUCAGUGGCAGCUUCAAGCACGAACCGUACGAUAUGUACGUCGAUCCGCUCAACUCGCCAACACCGUCGUACGGUUCCGAUCACGGUAUCGGCGGUAUCGCAACGAUUGUGCAUGAUGGUGGUCCCACCACGACCAUCCUGCCCUCCCAGUCCGCCACCGACAACAACAACUACAUCCUGGCCGCUCAACCGCACCAACAUGCGGCGCACCUUCAGCACCAACAGGCUCAUCACCAGACGCUGCAGCAUCAGCACCAGCAGUUCAAGACGGAGCUCGCGUACGACGAUUCACCAUACGACGAGGAGCUGAGCCCGCAGAACCCGGACGAUGAGGAGCUGCUCGAUGCCAUCUCCUGGUGGCAGCAACAGUAACCAUCAGUAACUGCCCAGAUGCAUCAGAUGCUCCCCAGUGGCAGGUGUGGUAUGGCCAGGGUGACCCAAUGAUCUAGUCAAGUGAAGUUACGCAGAACCGCUGCGUUCGAGAUGCACGGUGGGUGGGUGGAGCAUUCUUGGAGCUACCCAGGAGGCCGGUGAAGAUACCGCGGGGAUGUAGUAACUCGGCCACAAUCUUACUAACUACCGUAGGCCUUAAGAAUUACGGUUAAGGGUAAGGACUAGGACUAGGUGUGUGCUAGGCUAAGGGGUGAGAUACACACAGAGAAAGAAAGAGAAAGAGAGAGCGAGAGUAGCCGCGAUGGGGCGGGGGAAAGUGAAACACGAAACGUGUUAUCGCUUCCCCCUUAUCGCACGAACGCGGACCGCAUGGAAGGGAGGUGCAAGAUGAGAGAGAACAAGGGAGAGAAUAAGGAAGUGAGCGAGCCAGCGAAGUGCCUUCUUAGCGUCUUAGCAGGGCAGCCACGGUUUGCCAGUUGACCGUUAUAGUUUUGAAAUUUAUUUCAAAAAUUUAUCAGCCCCCCCUCCGCAUUUCCCUUCUGGGUGGCCUUUGUUUGUUUGUAGUAUUUUGCCUAGCUCUCUAAGCGUAAUAGUAUUAGUGGCCAUUCACCCUGCACCCCGAGACCCUCCCUCUCCCUCCACCCCCACCACGCAGCUUCCAUGAAUAGAAUGUGCCUUUAAUCAGGUUGGUUGGCGAACCUCAUGGGUUUACAAAACCUGGGCGGGCCCGCACCCGGGAUCCGAGCGUUUGCCAACUGCCAACAUGUUAUGACCAGUGAACCAUUGGAAGAGACAGAGGGAGGCUGAGGGAGAAGGGAACGGUUAGGAGGAAGCGGAGCGGAGCUUUCUACUUCCGCAAAAUCGUUUAACUGUUAAGUACUUAAGUUGAAGUUAUCUCCCGUUUAUCGUUUGUCUUGAAUAGGAAACCAAGUAUGCCAACAAGUGAAUUAUGGAAUGCUUAGAGAGAGAGAGAGAGAGGGAAGGAG
Anopheles aquasalis is the source of this 1982-nucleotide messenger RNA. Its product is annotated as achaete-scute complex protein T3-like. The record is from RefSeq and is a predicted model, not a curated record. Gene Ontology annotation, molecular function: protein dimerization activity; RNA polymerase II transcription regulatory region sequence-specific DNA binding; DNA-binding transcription factor activity, RNA polymerase II-specific. Gene Ontology annotation, biological process: positive regulation of transcription by RNA polymerase II; regulation of neurogenesis; sensory organ development. Gene Ontology annotation, cellular component: RNA polymerase II transcription regulator complex. Lineage: Eukaryota; Metazoa; Arthropoda; Insecta; Diptera; Culicidae.